Molecule: messenger RNA, 1061 nt
Organism: Labeo rohita (rohu)
Lineage: Eukaryota; Metazoa; Chordata; Actinopteri; Cypriniformes; Cyprinidae
Product: transmembrane protein 272-like
Exons: 5
Coding region: 169-687 (172 amino acids)
Source: RefSeq, a predicted model, not a curated record
ACGUGUGCUUGUCAAAUAAACGCAAACUGAACGAUCCCUCCCCGAUAAGUGCUUCCUAUACGCGGUAGUAAGGCCACAGUUUCCGUAUGUUACUCCAGUCUGUUUUAAUUAUAAUAGCAACCCGUGCUUUGGGAGUUUUCUAAAAUUGGUCAAAGUGAAAUAAAGAGAAUGGAGGACAGAAGUUUAUUACAGAAUAUUCGCAGACCCCCCAAACUCAGCACACCUGUUCUAAUAAUCUCCAAACUCAUUGUGACCGCCCUGCCCAUUGCACAGGUAUCAAUUGGUGCAAUAUAUCUGCAUGACUGCCCAAAGCAGCCCUAUAUCCCCAUCUAUCUGCUAGUGUCAGGUGUUUUUGCACUGGUGCUGGGUCUGUUGUCCUGCCUGCCAUGCACUCAGGAGCCAGAAGAUGGCACUCAAUCUCCACUGAGCAGUCUUUGCACCGCCUGGAAUUCAGUGGUGUCACUCUUCCUCUUCUGCUGGUUCAUCGCUGGUAAUGUUUGGAUCUACUCUAUUUAUCAGCCUAAUUACAACGUUGGGACCGAUUAUUGCAAUAAGACAUUGUACCUUUUUGCUUUCUGGACCACCACAUUGGUCUAUAUAUUGCUGGGCAUUACCUUCCUAGGGGGUUGCUGUAUGUUAUUCUGCCUGUGUUUGUGUGGAAGGAGUGGAAAUGUGGAUGAUGUAUAAUUGACAAGGCCAGCAGCCAACACUGAUAUUACUAAUAAUAACACUGUUGUGCACUUCUGCAGUUUCAGGCCUGCUUAUUCUUCCUUUUUUCCUUAUUUCAUGUAGUGCCACUUACUAGGUCAGUUAUGAGCUUUUGCACUAUUGAUAAGUGGCAUUACACUAUUAAGUAACUCUACAAGUUCCUGUGUGUAAAUAUAUCUGUAUUGUGGAGCACCAGAGACUUUAGGAGAUGCAAGUUUAUUAACUGGACUAGUUUAAUGUCUUUAUAAUGGCAUUUGUUAAGAGUUUGCCUUUGAGAAUAUUGUGUAAUGUGGAAAGACAAAAAAAUAAAUAAAUAAAUACAUAAAUAAAUUGAUAUUUAAAAAAAUCUGGUU